Cavenderia fasciculata is the source of this 402-nucleotide messenger RNA. RefSeq lists its product as uncharacterized. NCBI's taxonomy places the organism in Eukaryota, Evosea, Eumycetozoa, Acytosteliales, Cavenderiaceae. The transcript has 3 exons. The record is from RefSeq and is a predicted model, not a curated record. Bases 1 to 402 code for a protein of 133 amino acids.
AUGAAACAAAGAAGGAAUACAUUUCAAUUUGUAAACAGGGGUCAGUGCAACACUGAUAAUAAUACCAAUAACAAUGUAGAACACGAUGAUAUUAAUAAUAAUGAUGAUGUAAUAUUGUCGGGUAUGGAAGAAGAAACAACAACUACUACAACAAGUACAACUACAACUACUCAUAGGACAAACAUUCUAAAUACUACCAAACAUUCAAAUCAGCGUUCCAUCGAUGAACAAAUAGAAAUAUUGCAAUCAAAGACAACAUCAUCAUAUAUGAUGAUGAAUAUGAACAACAAGAGAAUUAUAAAUGAUAAUCAUGUUGAUGACAAUGACGAUGAAGGAAAUGUUACACAAAUGUACUACACCGAGGAUGAAUUGAAAAGUAAACAAAAGAAACAUUUACUUUGA